GCGUUACAGAUGGACAGACUGCUUAAAUGUCCCAUUUGGGGAUGAAGAGACAGACUGGAUGGGUUGGUGUGUGCUCGUGGAGCAGAGAGAAAGGGGGAAUACACUUGUGCCUUAAAUUGGUCUGAUUCCUCGUCUCGGAUUACCCGACUCUGUGAUUAUUAUGGCUAAGCUGGUGGAGUGUGUGCCAAACUUCUCAGAGGGCCGGAACAAAAAGGUGAUUGAUGCCAUAGGAGAGGCCAUUUCCAGCACGGAGGGAUGCAGUCUGCUCAACGUGGACCCUGGAUCCUCCACCAACCGUACAGUCUACACCUUCGUAGGCUCGCCACAGGCUGUGGUGGAGGGUGCAUUGAACGCUGCACGCACUGCCUUCCCACUCAUUGAUAUGACCAAACACUCAGGGGAGCAUCCACGGAUGGGCGCCAUGGACGUGUGUCCCUUCAUCCCUGUCCAGAAUGUCACUAUGGAGGACUGUGUCAACUGUGUCAACAUUUUUGCCCAGCACUUAACAGAUGUGCUGCAUGUACCUGUGUAUCUUUAUGGAGAAGCAGCGAGGAAGGAGAACAGGAGAUCUCUUCCCUCUGUCCGGGCAGGAGAGUAUGAGGCCUUGUCUGAGAAAUUGAAGAGGACAGAGUGGGCUCCUGACUAUGGCCCUGCCACCUUCGUGGCCUCCUGGGGAGCUACAGUAGCAGGUGCUCGCAAAUUCCUGGUUGCCUACAACAUAAACCUCCUCAGCACCAAGGAACAAGCCCAUCGGAUCGCACUAGAUAUCCGGGAACAAGGCAGAAACAAAGACCAGCCGGGUCUGAUGAAGAAGGUGCAGGGAAUGGGAUGGUACCUGGAAGAGGCGAACAUAGCCCAGGUGUCCACCAACAUCCUGGACUUUGAGCUGACGCCCGUCCACACUGUUUACGAAGAGAUCUGCAGUGCGGCCAAGGACCUGAACCUGCCAGUGGUGGGCUCUCAGAUUGUAGGCCUCAUGCCUCUGAGAGCCGUGCUGGACUGUGCUGAUUUCUACAUCCAGAGAGACAGGCUCUUCAUUGUGGAGGAGGAGCACAAAGUCCGUCUGGUCAUCAGUAAACUUGGGCUUGAUUCACUUGGGCCUUUCGUCCCCAAAGAGAGAAUCAUAGAGUACAUGGUGGAGAGGACUGAGGAGGACAAGCGUUUGGUGUCUCUGUCUCUGCAGCAGUUUGUCCGCAGCGUGGGAACCAGAACCGCUGCUCCAGGAGGAGGGUCAGUCUCUGCUGCCGUCGCUGCAAUGGGGGCUGCUCUGGGAGCCAUGGUGGGUCAGAUGACCUAUGGCAAGAGGCAGUUUGAUAGCCUGGACAGCAUCAUGAGGAGACUCAUCCCUCCCUUCCAUCAGGCCAUGAAUGAACUGCUGGUCAUGGUGGACGCAGACUCCAAGGCAUUCAGUCGCUACAUGGCUGCAUUGAAGAUGCCAAGGAACACAACAGAUGAAGUUAAAAGGAGGGAAGCUGCCAUGCAGGAGGGUCUGAAGCAGGCCGUGGCGGUCCCACUGUCUCUGGCUGAACGAGUCAACCUGCUGUGGCCUUGUCUAAAGGAAAUGGUGAUCUACGGAAACGUGGCCUGCAAGUCUGACCUCCAGGAUGACGCUGGAGAGACGAAGCAGGUACGGGGAGUAAAACAAUAAAUAAAUAACGGACAUGGAACGAGACAAAAAACAAUUAAUGCUGCAGCGGGGAACAGAGCUGGGGAACUGACAAAUAUAAGGGAGGAAAUAAACAGGUGAUGGCUGAGUCCAGGUGAGUCCAAUAUCGCUGAUGCGCGUGACGAGGGAAGGCAGGUGUGCGUAGUAAAUGGAAGGAGUGCGUGAUGCAGGGCAACCUGGCGCCCUCAGGCGCCAGGGGGUGGAGAGCGGGAGCAGACGUGAAAGUGCCAACUGCUUAUACUCACAUACCACCCUACUGGCAUACUGUAAAACAACAUUUCAAAACGCCAGGACACCCAUAAGUGUCUCCAUGAAGUAUGGUUGCAAAACGUUUUCUGACAGAUGCCCCAGAGCUAUGACAUGCAUUAUACUGUAAACAGCCUACAAAAACAUCUUCCUUAUAUGGUUCUUUUUCGUGGCGUUGCAGGUAGCAGCUAAAGCCCUGGAAACAGCAGUGUUUGGAGCCUACUACAACAUUGUGAUCAACCUCAAGGAUAUCACAGAUGAGUCCUUCAAA
Molecule: messenger RNA, 2183 nt
Organism: Salvelinus fontinalis (brook trout)
Lineage: Eukaryota; Metazoa; Chordata; Actinopteri; Salmoniformes; Salmonidae
Product: formimidoyltransferase-cyclodeaminase-like
Exons: 12
Coding region: 161-1648 (495 amino acids)
Molecular function (GO): transferase activity; folic acid binding
Source: RefSeq, a predicted model, not a curated record